This is a messenger RNA of Hypoxylon fragiforme, 688 nucleotides long. Its product is annotated as putative glutaredoxin. Lineage: Eukaryota; Fungi; Ascomycota; Sordariomycetes; Xylariales; Hypoxylaceae. The record is from RefSeq and is a predicted model, not a curated record. Gene Ontology annotation, molecular function: glutathione disulfide oxidoreductase activity. The transcript has 2 exons. Gene Ontology annotation, cellular component: nucleus; cytoplasm. Gene Ontology annotation, biological process: cellular response to oxidative stress. The coding region runs from base 171 to 527 and encodes 118 amino acids.
CAAAUACAGAAAUAGCCCGGGCCUAUUACCGCAAAAACCUACCAUACCAACUCGACUGUAGAUAGUAGUAAUCAUAUAAAUAAGACCGAGACCAAUCCAUCAGUGCGAUAUUAUAAUUAUAUAUAUAUAUAUCUCUUGCCCUACCCAUCCCAUCCCGAUUUCAACAUUUCAUGUUUCUCUUCCGACGAAUCUUCUCAUCAUCCAUAACGCAACAAGCCAUGGCCGACGCAAAGACAAAAGCCCAGAGCAUCAUCGACGAGAAUGCCGUCGCCGUAUUCUCUAAAUCCUACUGCCCCUACUGCUCUUCCUCGAAGAAGCUCCUCGACAGCUUAGGCGCCAAGUACAAGCUCGUCGAGCUGGACGAGGUGGCCGACGGCGCCGCGCUGCAAGACGCGCUGCAGGAGAUCUCGGGCCAGCGCACCGUCCCCAACAUCUUCAUCAACAAGAAGCACAUCGGCGGCAACUCGGACCUCCAAGCCAAGUCCAGCCAGCUCAAGAGCAUCCUGGCCGACGCCGGUGCUCUAUGACUCGAUGGCCGGUCAUCAUCGGUGGCGAAGCUGUGAAAGAUCAGGGUGAAUGAAGCACAAAGGAAAGUUUGGAAAAGAAUUGGCCUGCGCGUUGACUCGUUGAUGCUAGUUGUCUUGGCCACGUCGCACUUGUUUCUUUCAUAGAUCGAGUUGUGCGCCUU